Xenia sp. Carnegie-2017 is the source of this 1228-nucleotide messenger RNA. Its product is annotated as dynein regulatory complex protein 8-like. The transcript has 4 exons. Bases 4 to 504 code for a protein of 166 amino acids. The record is from RefSeq and is a predicted model, not a curated record. NCBI's taxonomy places the organism in Eukaryota, Metazoa, Cnidaria, Anthozoa, Malacalcyonacea, Xeniidae. Gene Ontology annotation, molecular function: calcium ion binding.
AACAUGGCGAACCAAAUAGAGCUUUCCGCCAAUAAGUCCAAUAAUAAUACUAUAGCCAUGCAAAAGAGUAUUUCUGAUGCAUUUGAUAUAUUUGACCAUGAAUCCAAUAAAACAGUCGACAUGAGGGAGAUAGGAACAAUAGUACGAUCUUUAAAAUGCUGCCCAACUGAAGGAGAACUACAUGAUAUAUUAGCCGAUGUUGAGGAAGAUGAACCCACAGGAUAUGUCCGUUAUGAAAAAUUUGAACCUAUAAUGAUGAACAUCUUGAUGGAGAAAAAGUACAAACCUUGUUCGGGGGAGGAUAUCAAGAAAGCAUUCAAAGUACUAGAUCAUGAUAACAAAGGCUAUUUAACAACUGAGGAACUUACUAAAUACAUGACAGAAACAGGAGAGCCAUUUACUCAAGAAGAAAUGGAAGAAAUGAUGUCUGCUUCAGUUGACCCUGACCAGGGUGUUGUGCAUUAUAAAGAUUUUAUCUCUUUAAUGGUUGUGGAAGAAUCAUAGAAGACAAACAUUUCCACUCUUUCCACGCUGAACUUUAUAGCUUCAUCGUAUAUUUUCAAUGAAGCACUGCCUUCAGGAUGUUUACUAUAUAAACAUGAGAUACGAUGGAUUUUUAUAAAUGACAUUUGGAAAGGCUGGUAAAUAUGAUUGUUAGCAAAAGACUGUUAACGUUAAAAAAGACUUGAUUGAGUUUAUAAAACUUUGAAUAAUCUUUAAAUAAUCUCAAUUGUAAAGAAUGAUGACAAGAAGAUUGUACAUAGUUGAAAUCAUCCGAAUUUCCUGUGUCUCUACAUCUGCUUAUGUGAGAAUAGAGAAACAAUACUCAACAUAGCGGGACGUUCGUCUCCAUUCAUUAGAAAGACACUCAAGUGUCCAGAAAAUCUUCUAUGUCGAUGGCAGUUUUUAAAUCACAUAAAAACGUCUACAAAAUGAAAGGAAAGGAGGAGAGUCGAUGUCGAAGCAAGAAAGAUGAACCUAAUUUGGAUCUGGGGAGAAAGACAGCCUUGCAUGAACGUGAUAAUUGUGUACAAGUUUAAAUAGAAUGACUUAAACCCUAUAGUUUAAUCAAGAAAAUGGUAUUUUAUACCUUUUCAUUUGGUUUUUUGUCAAAACGUUUCCGCAGCCCACAGGUGAUUUGUAAAACUCAAAAAUCUCACAGUUCUCUUUGCAGACUUUGCUUGUUAAAUGAAAUUGAAACGUGAAACAAAACAUCCGUUUUUCGUAA